Monascus purpureus is the source of this 1276-nucleotide messenger RNA. The record is from the annotation of a GenBank genome assembly. Lineage: Eukaryota; Fungi; Ascomycota; Eurotiomycetes; Eurotiales; Aspergillaceae.
GAAAGAGAUGCCAUAAAUAGCUGGAAACGCUGGAAAUAGAGGAAGAGAUGGCGGUCUCCUCUGCCGCAGUGGUCCUAUUGACCGGCUGCCAAUGCCAAUGCAAUGCUCAUUGACGCCUGUUUGCGGUAACAAAGCAACUACUCCAUGUCUAUUCACUUCCCAGGCCGAUAGCUUCCAGCAUCAAGGACCGGGCGAGGGGAAAGGAUGGAACCGAACUCGGCCAGAAGCUGCAGACCCAGGGCGAUUGAUCCGCAACCUCUCAACUUUAGGUCCAUCUAUUCAUCCAAGUCCCCCAUAGCUUCCUCACUUGCUGAGGCAAAUAGAGCUUUGUGGCAUCGGCUCAAUAAAGACCAGUCACUCUGGCUACUUUCGCAUUGAGGCUUACCUUACUCUUGCCUUAAGCAUGCUUGAAUAAAAGAACAUUCUAUUGAGCUAUGAAUUUAGACCCAUGCACUUAUUCCUGAGUUUAUCUUCCAUGACUAUAAGAGGCGUGCCCUGCCUCUCCUGUCUAGCCGCGGGGACACGUCAACACACAGGCGAAUAAAUAAAGGAAAAGGGACCAAGAUAUAAGAAACGUGCAGCUCUCUCGUCAUUACAUUAUUUAUUAGUCUCUACGAUGAAGUUCUUCUUGAUCAUCGCCGUGAUGUUGGCGGCUGCAGCAGUUGAGGCUCUUCCAACGAACCUCAAACGCUCCGCUGAGCCCGUUGCUGAGCCUCAUCACAAGUCAAAUACCUAUCGUCCAGCUGGCACCAGUUGGUGCGUUCGCCCAGGUCAGGGUUGCGAGCCGCUUAAGGUCAAACGCUCCGAGGACCUUCUCGAGGACUCCGUUGCGGCCUAAAUCGAUCUAUGUCGUGUUCUUACUUGGUAGUAUCCUGUUUCGAAAUAUCACAGUAGACAGAACACGGCUUCUCUCUGCCUCUCUAGCAGAUACAGCGAAAGAAAUUGACGGGGAUAUGCAUUAAUAUAUGCUUCUUUUAAACAGUCGUUACGGGCCCAUCUUUCUUCGUUUUCGCGCUUCCUGGUUCCAAUAUGGCGAAGCGGUGGAAUUGAAACGCUAAUGGAUAUUUGGCGACGACUCUUUCUUCUUUUAGCCUCAGACCACUCUUUGGUUUGCCUGACUUUUCGGUUAUUUGGCCGUCAUCGUGACAAUUGCAGACAAUCUAUUACUUCUGACAAAUCUCUUUGCGACACGGUCAUGUACUUCCGAGACGGUUUAUAUGUCUCCAGGAUAUCCGAUAAUCAUAUUUUCUACUUUUCUUGCUAAAAUCUACGAGAC